This is a messenger RNA of Nannospalax galili (Upper Galilee mountains blind mole rat), 2622 nucleotides long. RefSeq names its product DENN domain containing 1C (gene Dennd1c). Gene Ontology annotation, cellular component: intracellular membrane-bounded organelle; cytosol. The coding region runs from base 112 to 2469 and encodes 785 amino acids. Gene Ontology annotation, biological process: endocytosis; endocytic recycling. The transcript has 24 exons. Gene Ontology annotation, molecular function: phosphatidylinositol phosphate binding; guanyl-nucleotide exchange factor activity. The record is from RefSeq and is a predicted model, not a curated record. Lineage: Eukaryota; Metazoa; Chordata; Mammalia; Rodentia; Spalacidae.
GCUGAGCCGGCUCAGGGGCCCAGCCCGGAGCAAACACAACCUCCCCACCCCAGACCAGGACCCUUGAGGGGAAGAGGGGAGAGGACUCUUCUGGGCCAGGCCUGCAGCAACAUGGGAUCCAGAGAUAAAAACCCUACUCCUGACCUGUUUGACUGGUUCUUUGAAGCAGCCUGCCCCGUCUCCCUGGAGGAGGACCCCCCCAUCCUGUGGCAGUUCCCCCCAGACUUCAAGGAACAGGAAGUCGAGCGAGUGGUCCCCAAGUUCUGUUUCCCUUUCGACGUGGAAAGGGAGCCACCCAACCCUGCUGUCCAACAUUUCACCUUUGCCCUCACGGAUCUGGCCGGGAACCGGAGAUUUGGCUUCUGUCGCCUGCGAGCUGGUGCUCAGAGCUGCCUCUGUGUCCUCAGUCACCUGCCCUGGUUUGAAGUAUUCUACAAAAUUCUGAAUGCUGUGGGGGACCUCCUAGCCCAGAAUCAAGUCUCAGAGGCUGAAGAGUUUCUUCAGCACCUGCAGCAACAUCCGCAUCCUGGAUCCCGGUCUUCAAGAGGACCAGACUUGGACAACAGUACCAGCAUCACCAGCGAGCUCCGCGUCUUGCCUCCUGCCCUGGGGGAUAAUAAGCUGCUUUCUUGUUUUGUGGCCCCGGAUUCUGACCGCUUGCCUUCUAUUCCCGAGAACCGGAAUCUAACGGAGCUGGUGGUAGCGGUGACUGAUCAGAAUAUUAUCCGAGUCUUUGCGGCGCUGCUGGCAGAGAGGAGGGUCCUGUUCAUAGCCAGCAAGCUCAGCACGCUGACAUCCUGCGUGCAUGCAUCCUGCGCCUUACUGUACCCUAUGCGCUGGGAGCAUGUGUUGAUUCCCACGCUGCCCCCACAUCUGCUGGAUUACUGCUGUGCACCCAUGCCUUACCUCAUUGGAGUGCACGCCAGUCUCACAGAGAGAGUUCAUGAAAAAGGACUGGAGGAUGUGGUAGUAUUAAACAUUGACUCUAAUACUUUGGAGACACCCUUUGAUGAUGUGCAAGCUCUGCCCCCAGAUGUGGUGUCUCUGCUGAGGCUUCGGUUAAGGAAAGUCGCCCUGAGCUCUGGGGAAGGGGUGUCCCGUCUCUUCCUUAAAGCGCAGGCUUUGCUCUUUGGCGGGUACCGAGAUGCACUUGUCUGCACCCCAGAUCAGCCGGUGACCUUCUGUGAGGAAGCAUUCUUGGGCCAGAAAGCUGGGGCUCCACUGCAGGCCUUCCACAAGAGGGCGGUGCACCUGCAGCUGUUCAGACAGUUCAUCGAAACCCGACUUGAGAAACUCAACUCUGGGGAAGGCUUCUCAGACCAGUUUGAGCAAGAGAUUACCUGCUGCGGAGUUUCCUCAGGUGUACUUCGAUCCUAUCAGCUCUGGGCAGAUAAUCUCAAGAAAGGUGGCGGGGCCCUCUUGCAUUCCGUUAAGGCCAAGACCCAACCAGCUGUCAGGAACAUGUGUCGUUCGGGUGACCCUCAGGAAUACUGUGUUGGAUCAUCCCAGGCUAAGAGUGGCUUGAAGGGUAUGCAGAGCCUUCUAAUGAUUAAGGAUGGAGACUCUAACCUGCAGAGGGGGGGCUCCUUGAGAACCCCAAGCCUGGUCAGCCGCUCAGACCGCCUGCAACAGCGCCUACCCAUUAGCCAGCACUUUGGGCAGAAUCGGCCUCUCCGCCCCAACAGGAGACUCAGGCUAGAAGAGGGACCCUCGGAACCCCUGGGGAAGAGGAACCCUUCCCUGAGCCCUGAGGACACCCAGGGUCCAUGGUUAGAGGAGACUCUAGACAGCAGCUUUUUGGGGUCCGGAGAAGAACUGGAUUUGUUGAGUGAGAUUCUAGACAGUCUAAGUACAGAAACCAAAACUGUGGGCAGCCUGAGGCCCAGCCAGAGUUUGGACUGUUGUCACCGAGGGGAUCUGGAUGACUGCUUCAGUCUGCCUGACACACCAGGAAGGUCACCAUGGGAACCGGAGGAGGAACAGGAAAGACCCCUGGUCUCUCAGCCUCAGUCCCUGCCCACCGACCUGUCCUCUCUGAGGGACACCCCAUCUUUACAUGCCACCAGCUACUCACAGGACUUCCAUUUCCAGAAAUCAUCAGCCUCUCCGUCUGCAUCUUCAGACCCCAGCAGCCAAGCGGACCCCAAAUCUUCUCCCACCCAGCCGGAUUCUAGAAUCUCACACAGCCCCACUCAGCUGAGCCCGCCAGAAAACCCCCAACUUCUGGCCCCACCAAAGUCCAAUUCUGAUACUGCCCAGACAUUACAAUCCACUCAGUCUUUGUCACACCCCAAUUCUCCAGUGAACCCCAGAAACCAGCCUCCCCAGGUCUCAAUAUCUCGGGCUCAGGUCCAGACCCUCAGGGACCCAGAAGCUCCUUCUUUCUGCACAUCUCCCACAAGCAACUGGCAAGAACCCCAGGCCAGGAGAACUCGAGUAGCUGACCUGAAGAAAUACUUUGAAAGUUAAGGAUCUAGGGAGGACCCCAGCCCUCAAUAAAUCUGAUUUUCUCCUAAGUUAUUUGCCUGGGGUCUUCUCUGAGUUCAGAACGCAACCCCACCCACCCCCCUACCUUGAGUGACCUCUAAGCACCUCCAGCAUGCAGAUGCAUCUAAAAACCCC